This is a messenger RNA of Trichoderma virens Gv29-8, 795 nucleotides long. RefSeq lists its product as uncharacterized. NCBI's taxonomy places the organism in Eukaryota, Fungi, Ascomycota, Sordariomycetes, Hypocreales, Hypocreaceae. The record is from RefSeq and is a predicted model, not a curated record. The coding region runs from base 1 to 795 and encodes 264 amino acids. The transcript has 2 exons. Gene Ontology annotation, biological process: protein import into nucleus; spindle pole body duplication. Gene Ontology annotation, cellular component: nuclear pore transmembrane ring; nuclear outer membrane.
AUGUCGAGUCUGGCCGGGGCGACCACGCCCGUGAAGCAGAUUACGCCAGCCACAGCAACCGACAGCCCUGGCACGUGGAGGCACCCUCGACUCGACGAAAUCACAAGACGUCGCGAUGCUACCAACUUCUCGGAGAAGAAUGUACGGCGGAUUGCCUACAACAUUGUCGCCCUGCUGGCUAUGUGGUCCCUACAGCUACUAGCCAAGUUCAAACUAGACGCGCAAAUGUUGCCCAAGCCAUUCCGAUUAUACCUCGGCUGGGCGUGGUUUCUUGCCCAGCUCCUCCCCUUCAUCCAGAUUGGCAUGGCAUGUCUGCCGCUCAUUCGGCCCAAAGACGAGCUUUCCGAUAUCCCGUUGACGGCUACCCAACGAAAAUUGCUGGGUCUCGAUCCGUCAGUCAUCCCACCUACACCUGACGCAAAGUUCAGCACCCCACCGCGAUAUUCGCGAACGCCAUCCAUUGCGGGUUCUGUGGGAAGCAGAGCCAGCUAUCCUGCCUCCCCUCUGGAAGGCCGAGGAAGCCCCAUCUCAAACUCUCUUGUUCAGAGUUUUGGUGGCUCAGUCUCCCCAUUCUCUCCCAUUGGGAGCCCUCUAUUCCAAAGUGUCAACAGCAUGAGUCUUAAGAGGCCAUCCUUUGGGUCACCAGGCUCCUUCGGUGCGAGCACCUCAUCCAACAUCUUCUCCGACCCUACCUCACCAAGCCCAUCGGGAGGCAAGAGGACGAGCAUUGGGCUUAAUAAUAAAUGGCUAUACGAGAAGGGAAGAAGGCCAUCGGGUAGCACUUGGGCUCACUAA